AUGUUUGCAAACAGUUUGAUGAGUUUAAAUCGAUAUUCUGCAACAUUUAUAAGUUAUCAACAUUAUUGGACAAGUUAUCGUUUCAAAUUAUAUUUUGGAAUAUUCAUUAUUUUAAGCUUUCUUUGUAUAAUACCAACAUUGAUUGAUGAUCGAAUAUUUGAAUUGGAAAAUGAAAAAUGGAUAAUAAUCUAUCUUCCAAUAACAAUCACAAUUCAUAGAAUUAUUCUAUGUUCAAUUAUUAUUAUCAAACAAAAUGUUCAAUUAAUAUUGGGAUAUUUAACAAUUCUUCGACUUCGAAAUAAUACGAAUUCAAAAAAUGAUAAAAAUUUGGUUUAUAUUAUAAUGUUUCAUUCUCUCGCAGAUUUCGCAAUGAUUAUUUAUCAUCUUUUUGAGAUAUUUGCUCCUCAAAUCUCUUCUUCGUUUUCUCAAAAUUUUGUGAGUUGA
Caenorhabditis angaria is the source of this 444-nucleotide messenger RNA. The record is from the annotation of a GenBank genome assembly. NCBI's taxonomy places the organism in Eukaryota, Metazoa, Nematoda, Chromadorea, Rhabditida, Rhabditidae.